GUCAAAUUUUCGGAUGUGAGGGAUAAAACAAGUCACUCCAAAAUAUUUAUAAUAAAUACACACCUGAAUAAUAUUACCUACUUAUAAAAAUAAAACAAAACAAAAAACAAACGUUAUUUUUUUCAUUUUUUAGAUAUGUCUAGUAAAGAUACCGUACACUUUGACCGCGAUCUCGACAUUUCUAAUGCUGGUCGAGGCGUUUGGUUGGUAAAAGUUCCAAAAUAUAUUCACACAAGGUUUGAAAAGAUUAGUGAUACACAAGAAGCCGCUAAAUUGCGAAUAUCUAAGCAACAAGGCCAAAAAGCUCAAGUCACACUAUCGUUGUCCGAUGCCAUAAUGAAACUGGACUCUUCAGAGAAAAUUCCUCGAGAACAUAAAUUAGACGUAUCUGUUGUAACCCGGCAAACUCUAGGGGUUUUUUCACAUGUAAUACCAGUUGGAAACAAUGAAGUUGUUCCAGAAAGUGAAAAAAUUUACAUGGAAGGUAGAAUUGUUCAAAAAUUAGAAACAAGACCAUUGGCAGAUUCUGCUUAUAUGAAAAUGAAGAUUGAGCGUAUUAAAAAGACUUGCGAGCCCGUCAAAAAAGUAAAGGCCCUUGAGAAAGUAGUGACGAGCUUUAAGCCUGUUUCAGAUCAUAAACACAAUAUUGAUUACAACAUACGCAAAAAAGCCGAAGGAAAAAAGGUUCGAGAUGACAAAGAACAAGUUCAAAAUAUGCUAUUUAAUGCAUUUGAGAAACACCAAUACUAUAAUAUUAAAGAUUUGGUUAAGAUUACAAGACAACCUGUAGCUUAUCUAAAAGAAGUGCUGAAAGAAGUUUGCGACUAUAAUAUGAAAAACCGAGUGUGGGAAUUGAAAAAAGAGUAUCGUCAUUACAAGAUUGAUGAAAAAAAGGAGGAUGAACCCAUAGAAGGCAACGGCAGUGAUGAUAUAUCAGACUGAUUAUAAAAAAGAAAAUAAAUAUUAGGUUUGUUUUUCAAAGCUA
Culicoides brevitarsis is the source of this 985-nucleotide messenger RNA. It is a transcript of the gene TfIIFbeta, whose product is annotated as general transcription factor IIF subunit 2. Gene Ontology annotation, biological process: transcription by RNA polymerase II; transcription initiation at RNA polymerase II promoter. The coding region runs from base 136 to 942 and encodes 268 amino acids. The transcript is spliced from 4 exons. Lineage: Eukaryota; Metazoa; Arthropoda; Insecta; Diptera; Ceratopogonidae. Gene Ontology annotation, cellular component: transcription factor TFIIF complex. The record is from RefSeq and is a predicted model, not a curated record.